AUGGUCUCAGAGAAAGCAAAGGCCGGCCCCGUCUCAUUCGCAGCCGCGACACAAGUCGAGAGACUAGACUCGCACACGUACAAGGUCAACCUCGAUGAUGCAUUCUGCGUCGGCAACGUCCCCAACGGCGGCUACACGGCCUCAUGCAUGCUCGCCGCCGCCCGCGAGCACCUCGCCCCGCGCGACCAGCCCGACACGCUGACCGCGCACUUCGAGUACCCGAGCCGCACGCAGCCCGGGCCCGCGGUCGUCAAAGUCGAGGACGUCAAGAUCGCCGGCCAGCUGUCCACGCUGCACCUGACGCUCUGGCAGGGCGGGCUCGUCGGCAAGGCGCCCUGGAUCACCACGGGCGGUGGCGCCGGUGCCUCGCGCCGCAUCAUCCUCGCCUACAGCACCCACACGAACCUGCGCACCUUCACGGGCAUCUCGCUGCCGACGGGCUUCGAGACGACCGCCGCGGCGGAGCUGCCGCCCGUGCCGGACUUUGAGGCCCUCGGCAAGGCGGGCGGCGGCCAGGGCGGGGAUGGCAAGUGGGAGGAGUCCGACCCGCCCGCGGCGAUGCGCCGCGCCGCGCGCUCGCUGCAGAACUGGAAGUUUUAUAUCCCGCGGGAGGGACCGCUGGCCCCUGGCGUGCUGGACAUGUGGGCGCGCCUGUCGAGCGGGGAGCGCAUCGCGCAGGGCGCGCUGGCGUAUCUCGUGGACUCGUACCCGUACAACCUACACGAGUUCCUGGCCGCGCCUGAGCUGCGAGAGCUGCUCCAGGCGUCCCGUAAGGGCGAGGCGGCCGGUGACACCCCCGAGGGGAGGGAUCUCAAGGCCAAGGACGAGAACCGCGCCGGCAUGUGGUUCCCGACGGUGGUUAUGAACCUGGAGGUGAAGAAGGCGCUGCCGGAGGAAGGGGUCGAGUGGCUGGCUGUGCGCGUGACGUCGAAGCAGAUCAAGGACGGGAAGUUUGAUCUUGAUGUCUCGGUGAGGGAUGUGGAUGGUGAGCUGGUGGCGCUGAGCCACCAUGUUGCGAUGAUUUUGAGCAUUGAGAGGAACACGAGGAAAUCGAAGUCUUCGCUGUAG
Diaporthe citri is the source of this 1068-nucleotide messenger RNA. RefSeq lists its product as uncharacterized. The record is from RefSeq and is a predicted model, not a curated record. Bases 1 to 1068 code for a protein of 355 amino acids. The transcript has 3 exons. Lineage: Eukaryota; Fungi; Ascomycota; Sordariomycetes; Diaporthales; Diaporthaceae.